AUGAAGAACGGAGGAGGAAGAACAAGCCGGAUCAGAAGACGAAAACUCUUCAGAAGUUCUGAAUCAAGAGGAGUGAAUGAGAGCUACAAGCCUGAAUUUAUAGAGCUUAAGAAGUGGCUGAAAGAUAGGAAGUUUGAAGAUACAAACUUGAUUCCUGCUUGUUUUCCAGGUACAGGAAGAGGGCUGAUGAGCAAGACAUCCCUGCGGGAGGGACAGACGGUUAUCUCGUUGCCUGCGAGCUGCCUGCUCACCACGGACACAGUGAUCAGAAGCUACUUAGGGGCGUACAUUGCUAAGUGGCAGCCUCCUCCAUCUCCUCUGCUGGCUCUGUGUACCUUUUUAGUGUCAGAAAAGCACGCUGGGGAUCAGUCUCCUUGGAAGCCUUACCUGGAGGUUUUACCAAAGGCCUACACCUGCCCAGUUUGUUUGGAGCCGGAAGUGGUGGAUCUUCUCCCUAGCCCUUUGAAAGCAAAGGCCUGGGAGCAGAGAAGCCAUGUGUGGGAGUUCUUUUCUUCUUCUCGAGGCUUUUUCUCCUCCCUGCAGCCUCUGUUUUCUGAGGCCGUUGAGAGCAUCUUUAGCUACUGCGCUAUGCGGUGGGCCUGGUGCACCGUCAACACCAGGGCUGUGUACAUGAAGUGCCCGCCGCGGCUGUGCCUUUCCCCAGAGCCAGACACCUGCGCACUUGCCCCCUACCUGGAUCUGCUGAACCACAGCCCCGACGUCCAGGUAAAGGCAGCAUUUAAUGAGGAAACUCGCUGUUACGAAAUUAGAACGGCUACACGCUGUGGCAGACACAAGGAGGUUUUCAUCUGCUAUGGCCCCCACGAUAACCACCGCCUGCUCCUGGAGUACGGAUUUGUCUCCAUCCGCAAUCCUCAUGCUUGUGUUUAUGUCUCAAAAGAUAUGCUUGUUAAAUAUCUUCCAUCCACUGAUAAACAGAUGAACAAAAAGAUUUCCAUUUUGGAGGAUCAUGACUUUAUAGAGAAUCUGACCUUUGGAUGGGAUGGACCGUCUUGGCGGUUGCUCACAGCUCUUAAAUUGUUAUGUCUGGAAGCUGAAGAAUUUACAUGCUGGAAAAAAGUACUUCUUGGGGAAAUAAUUUCUGAUACAAAUGAGGAGACAAGUUUGGACGUAGCCCAGAAAAUAUGCCGUUAUUUCAUAGAGGAGACUAAUGCUGUGCUUCAAAAGGUUUCUCGCAUGAAGGAUGAAGAAGUGGCUUUGAUGAACCAAUUGACUUUGGUAGAAACACUGCGGACCGAAGAGUUGAAGAUUCUCCAGGCCUCUGCCAAGGUCCUGAUCACCUUGCAAACAGCUUUUACAUAA
Molecule: messenger RNA, 1323 nt
Organism: Rangifer tarandus platyrhynchus (Svalbard reindeer)
Lineage: Eukaryota; Metazoa; Chordata; Mammalia; Artiodactyla; Cervidae
Source: the annotation of a GenBank genome assembly